Penaeus chinensis is the source of this 5872-nucleotide messenger RNA. RefSeq lists its product as uncharacterized. The record is from RefSeq and is a predicted model, not a curated record. The transcript is spliced from 2 exons. Bases 220 to 4824 code for a protein of 1534 amino acids. NCBI's taxonomy places the organism in Eukaryota, Metazoa, Arthropoda, Malacostraca, Decapoda, Penaeidae.
UCACGUUGGCGCAGGACACCGAACAGGACUACUACAUGCAUGUACACCGAGCCAGGUACAAGGACGAGGCAAGGAAGCAGAGGUUCAACCUACAGACCUUCAUGCUCAUUGGCUGCUACACGAUGCUGUUCGUAGUGGCCAUCAUCGUCGGGGUAGUGUUGUGUCAGCAGAACGGCUGGCUCGGCUUCGGACGCAGCAGUGACGACCAGGCUUCUAGUGAUGAGCUACGACCAACCAGGAGGACUCAAGCACAUCCUCCAUGCGAGUGACCUUGACAGCCCCACCCGAGGAGGGGGCGGGAACCGCAGGAAUCGCCCAGGUCCUACUAUAGACUAUGAUUAUCCUUUAGACCAACCACCCCGAAUCAACUCAGCCGGGUUCUUCCCGGGAUUCAAUGACCCUUCUGCCACUGUGCCGGACGGGCCCAAGGGAGGCGUUGAUCCCCUCCGCACGGUCAAUUUCAGGGUUCCCGGGGAGCAGGGCAAUGCAGGCAACGGUGGAAGCAACCUACGAAAUCGGGCAGGGACGGGGGUUGGUGGAAAUGGUGGAGGGCCGGGGGCAGGUGCCAAUGGGAACAGGGCACGAGGAGUGAAUGGGGAUUUUCUAGGAGGAGGCGAUGGUACAUUAGGGAGUAAUGGUAACUUAGGAGGUAAUGGCAACUUAGGAAGCAAUGGUAAUUCACCAGGUGGAGUCAACGGCAAUGGUAGGAGAAUACCCAAUGGUAAUAGAGGAAGAGCAGCCAACGGAAACUUCGCGGGAGACAGUGGAGUGACUCCUCCAGCGGGCAGUGGGCCAGGGGCAAACAAUGCAGGCAGUGGGAAAAGCAUCAAUUCAAGAGGCCGAAAUCCAAACUCAGGUACUUUUGGAGGCGAGAACGGCAAUGGAGGUCAGUCACUCAACAGGAAUCCCUUCGACACUUUCGGCACAAACAGAAACGGGGAAUUUGGAAUUGGCAGAGGCGCUUCUUCGGACGUCAGCAAUAGCAAUGCUUUUCCGGGUCUGUCGCAAAAUGGCCGCGGAAACUUCCAGAACCAACCGAAUGCUGCUAGUGGCAGUGGUAAUAACCAAAGAAACCUGGGAACAGGAGCUGGUCUCUUGAAUGACCCCAGUGUCAAUCCUUCAGGAGGUCAGAACACAGGAUUGGGUAAUGUUAAUGGGCCGGGAAGCAAUUUUGGCUCCAACUCUGGUGCUGGAGGAAAUGGCAACAGUCCAAACAGUGGCUUCACUUCCGGAGGUGGAAUUGGCAGCCAAGCAGGAAGUGGUAUUGGCAGUCAAGGUGGAGGUGAAAUUGGCAACCAAGGUGGAGGUGGAAUUGGCAACCAAGGUGGAGGUGGAAUUGGCAGCCAAGCAGGUGGAUUUGGCAACCAAGGUGGAGGUGGAAUUGGCAACCAAGCAGGUGGUGGACUUGGCAACCAAGCAGGAGGUGGACUUGGCAACCAAGCAGGAGGUGGAUUUGGCAACCAAGCAGGAGGUGGACUUGGCAACCAAGCAGGAGGUGGAUUUGGCAACCAAGCAGGUGGUGGACUUGGCAACCAAGCAGGAGGUGGACUUGGCAACCAAGCAGGAGGUGGAAUUGGCAACCAAGCAGGAGGUGGAUUUGGCAACCAAGCAGGUGGUGGAAUUGGCAACCAAGCAGGAGGUGGACUUGGCAACCAAGCAGGAGGUGGAAUUGGCAACCAAGCAGGAGGUGGAAUUGGCAACCAAGCAGGAGGUGGAAUUGGCAACCAAGCAGGAGGUGGAUUUGGCAACCAAGCAGGUGGUGGAAUUGGCAAUCAAGCAGGAGGUGGACUUGGCAACCAAGCAGGAGGUGGAAUUGGCAACCAAGCAGGAGGUGGAAUUGGCAACCAAGGUGGUGGUGGACUUGGCAACCAAGCAGGUGGUGGAAUUGGCAACCAAGGAGGAGGUGGAUUUGGCAACCAAGCAGGUAGUGGAAUUGGCAACCAAGGUGGAGGUGGAAUUGGCAACCAAGCAGGAGGUGGAUUUAGCAACCAAGCUGGUGGGAUUGGCAACCAAGCAGGAGGUGGAAUUGGCAACCAAGCAGGUAGUGCAAAUGGCAACCAAGCAGGAGGUGGACUUGUCAACCAAGCAGGAGGUGGAUUUGGCAACCAAGGUGGAGGUGGACUUGGCAACCUAGCAGGAGGUGGAAUUGGCAACCAAGCAGGAGGUGGAUUUGGCAACCAAGCAGGUAGUGGGAUUGGCAACCAAGCAGGAGGUGGAACUGGUAAUCUAGCUGGGGGAGGAUUCGGCAGUCAACCUGGAGGUGGAAUCGGCAACCUAAAUGGAGGUGGAUUCGGCAAUCAGCCUGGAGGUAGAUUCGGUAAUCUACCUGGAGGAGGAUUCGACAACCAACCUGGCAGUGGAAUUGGUGGUAACAUACCUGGCGGUGCAAUCGGCAAUCAAGCAGGUAGUGGGUUUGGUGGUGGAUUUGGUAGUCCAUCUGGAAUUGGACUUGGUAAUCAGCCUGGCAGUGGAGCUGGACGCUUAGGAAAUAACAACAAUUUCAAUUCAGGGUUAGACAGCAAUCUCAAUUCUCCUCUGGGCAGCCAGAACGUCGGAGGAAAUCGCGGGAACAUUCCUGGCUUCAAUAUCGGAAUCAACAAUCCCACAACAGGAUUCGGGAACACCAGAACUAAUGUGGGGAAUGCACAGGGGACAAAUGCUAAUGCGAACGCACAAGGAAACUUCCAUGGGGGCUCCGGAACAGGGACGAACAGUGGUGGGAAUUUUAACGCUGAUGGGACAGGAUUUAACACUGGAACAUCAGCCACAGGGAGUCAGAGCAGAGGUCAAGGGGAUGGAAAUUUUGAUCUCUCGGCAGGUAAUGGGGGGACUUUGAAUGGAGGUACGGGUGCGGGGGAGGGUAAUGGUGGAGGAAGCACUUUUGGUCCCACAGGUGGAAGGGCAAAUUCAAACACUGGUUUAGGUUCAGGGAGUAACUUUGGCAGCGGCCAUAGAGGCCUGAGUACAUUUAGUAAUAGUGGCGGGAUUCCAAAUUUUGGAACUGGCUUUGGGGCAACAGGUGGUACUAAUGGUAAUGCAGGCUCAGGGGGGAGAGGAAAUGGUGGAAAUAUAAAUGCAGGCACAGGUGGAAUUGGGAUCCACGAUGUUGGUACAGGUGGUAGAGCCAGGAUUGAAAUCCAUGGUGCAGGUGGUAGAGGAAACACUGCAAGUGGAAAUGGCAAUUUGGGGGCAGGUGGUGUAGGGAAUGCCGCAGGUGGAGGCCUAAACGCAGGUACAGGAACAAGAGGAAUUGUAACAGGAACAAGAGGGGGUGGGGCUGGAAUUCUCGACACGGGUGCAGGUAACAUCGGAGCUAGAAAUAGAAAUGGAGAUGUAGGUGGUGGAGAAAACCUUGGCAUUGGAAAUAUCGGUUCAGGCACAGGCACUAGAGGCACUAACCUCAACUCAGGCGGUGGGAACUUUGGUGGAAACCUGAAUACAGGAACUGGUGGAGCAGGCAACGGUGGAGGUGGUGGUUUCAGCCAAGGUGGUGGCACAGGUAAUAGAGGACUUGGGAGUUUCAGCUCAGGUGUAAGUAGGACAGGAAAUAGUGACAGUGGAGGAUUUGAUGCAGGUGCAAUUGGAGCAGGAAAUGGUGGAAGUAGUAGCUUCAAUGCAGGUAGUGGUGGAGCAGGAAAUGGUGGAAGUAGUAGCUUCAAUGGAGGUAGUGGUGGAGCAGGAAAUAUCAGAGGGAGUAGUUUUAACACUGGAGGAGUCCCAAAUUCAGCAGUUGGAAUCAGCAAUGGUGAUACAGGAGGAACAAAUAGAGGGGUGAACCACAAUAAUGGGCGUUCAAAUACAGGAACCGCCAACACCGGUACUGGUAGUCAAACUCCAAGUGGAGGCAGGAAUUCCAAUCUGGCUUCUGGCUCCGGAGUCCCAAGCACUGGCAGUCAGGGGAAUGGCAAUGGAAAUGGCAAUCAGCACCAAGGGAUAAGAAACCUUGGAAAUGGUAACAGAAGGAUGAGGAAUGACAAUAGCAAUGUACCACUAGAUACCAUUGGGACCGACACACAGAUUGUACUCACAGGAGGUACAAAUCGAAAUGGAAGAGUCAGUCCCACCCAGAAUGCUCAGGCAGGAACUACUGGAGGGGUCAGUGCGCCGGGACUGCAGAGCAAUAGUGGUUCAGCAGAACCAAAACCAGUGGGUCACAAUUGGAGUAAUCAGUCAAAAGAGAGAGCAGGAGGCACGAGCCACGAUGCCGGAAAGGGGAUCCACCACAGUAGCAUAGGUCGGGCAGGCACUGCGGCGGGGAGCUCUCAGGAGGGCCGGCAGUAUGUGAAAUCACCGCCUGGUUCUGCCCUCAAGAAACCUGAUGAAUUCUCCACACACCCCCCUGCGGAAGGCGGAGUUACUCCCCUUAAAGUAAUGCGCGGGUUCUCGGUGCAGCGCGGGGAGGUGGUGGCUCUGAGCACCGUCAAGGGCGGCGACAAGGACCUCUCUGUUCUUCAGCCUGACCACGACGUCAUCUUCCACAUCACUCCGAGCGCCCCAGACGCAGGGAUCUCGCUUGUCGGACGCCCUGGCACCAAAGCCCCGGGCGCGACGGGGACGGCAACAGCAACCGCGACGGCGAAGGCAUCGACAACCCCCACGCGGAGAACGGUGCCCAUGGUAAUGGAGAGGCAGAACAGCCCAAGAAGAACGCGCGAGAGGGUGAAGAUAAGGCCUCACACGGGAGAGCGUUCGCCUGUAGUCCGCCGGUGGGAGCACAUGGACCACGAAGGGACCUUAUCGAGAGGCCUCGUCAGGAAGGACGGGUCUUUUGCCUUCACCAACUGCCGUCCCUCUGAGGUGUGCGAUCUAGCUGAUGGAGGGUGAGGGGCCGCCCCUGGGUCACUUUACGGUCAGUAGAGAGUAAAUUGCAGCCCCAAGUCUUAGCUACACACUAAUUCGCCUCGACGCCGAAGAAUUCAACUUGGUGCGACCGGGUGCUUCUCACGCAUGGCGUAACGAUAAAAGCGGAACACGUCGCCUCUGGUGCUACGAGAACUGACAGUGUCCCCGUUAGCCGGCAAAAUCUGUCAUAUCACGACUUAGUCGUAGCUAUCCGAGUGAGUGCUAAAUUCCAGAUUAUGUUCACUAGGUUAGGAUAAAAAUACUAAAAAAAGGAAUACUAAUUAAGUAACAAUGCAGACGUCAAGAAAUACGCCCCCGAGAGAAUGAUAGCCUCCGAAUUAUGAGUGAAAAUCUCAGAAAAUAAAUAAAAGAUACUUAUCUCUAAGCAGACUACCUCCUCUUUACUCCCUCACAUUCUGACGUCAUCAGAUACGUCAACAUUACGUGAGGAAGCAAAAGGUUCAGGAGACCGGAUCAACGUGCCAAUGUGAGCGUUACAUUCAACGUCGUCGAGGAGUUGGGUCUUCCCGAAGUAUUAUUAGUGUAUAAGAUCAUGUCUUCACACGUAAUGUCAAUAGUCACUUUUGUUCCAUAUAUAUUUAUUCAUUUCGAUAUUUCAGUUUCUUUCCGACUUUCUUCUUAGAAACUGUGUUUGUUAGUUUACGCAGUGUGUGUAUGUGCACAUGCGAUCGUGUGUAGACUGUGUGCGUGACUGUUGGUAUGCGCGCGCGUGUGUGUAUAUAUAAUAUGAAAAAGCAUUUAAGACUUCCCAGUCUAAUAUUUUUAUUGUUUAUAGUUAUUAAUAAAGUGUGAUUGCAAUAAUCUAUGCAUUAUUAUCAGUUUUAGAAACAUUGUUGUAAUAUAUUGUUUUAUUCCCCGUAACAGUUUAUAUGUAACUUAUAUUAACAACCAUUUUUUUUGUGUGUGUAAAUUUUGUGUAUAUUCUGUAAAAUGUGGAAGGGUGCGGGCCCCCUUGGCCGUGCUGAGCGCGUGUAAUUAUAACUCGUUGUAAUAAACUAGUCGAUUGUAA